This is a messenger RNA of Arachis stenosperma, 660 nucleotides long. Its product is annotated as protein FAR1-RELATED SEQUENCE 5-like. The transcript has 3 exons. Bases 1 to 660 code for a protein of 219 amino acids. Lineage: Eukaryota; Viridiplantae; Streptophyta; Magnoliopsida; Fabales; Fabaceae. The record is from RefSeq and is a predicted model, not a curated record.
AUGCAUGCGAAGUACGUGAUCGAGAAUAAUGAUGAGGCUGGGAUUCGACCAAAUAAGACAUUCCUAGCUUUGGCAAAUGAGGCUGGAGGCUCGUCUAACCUUGGAUUCUCAGAAAAAAAUUUAAGAAACUAUAUAACAACAAGGCUCCGAACUAGCAACGUGAAUGCAGAUGUCAGGGAAAUGAUGAGCUACUUCAUGAGAAUGAAGGAAAUCAAUCCAAACUUCUUUUACGCGGUGAAGUUGGACGAGGAGUGUAAAUUUAGGAGAGCAGUAUGGGUGGAUGCAAGGUGUAGGACGUCGUAUGAAUACUAUAGAAACGUCGUGUCAAUUGAUAGCACCUACAGUACAAACAGGCAUGGAUUACCGUUUGUGUCGUUCGUUGGGGUCAACCACCAUGGUAAGUCGACCUUCCUCGGUUGUGCUUUGCUGGGAAAUGAAGAAAUCCCAAGUUAUGAGUGGAUUUUCAGCCAAUGGUCUAUUGCCGACGAUAAUAUUCGUGGUGGUCCCAGUGGAUGGUCGAGGAGCAGGCGCCUAAUCUUCCAAGAUCGGAUGCUCAGCUGCCACCAGUGCGACGGGUUUACUGGAGACGAUAGCUUUCGCAUGACAAGAUGUGCAAAGGAAGAGGGCGAGGCUGGGCUGCAGUUCGGGUCGCAGGCGUAG